GUUAGAAGUGACGAAUAGCUUUUUGCUUUGUAUUUUUGUCUGCGUUCUAUUUUCCGUUUAUAUUUAAAAGAAGAUUGUUGCAGAACAAUGACUGAUGUUAAGGAAACGUCGUGUAGGCUUUGCCUUAAAAAUAUAACCGAUGGAACUUUUGAAGUGAUGAACGACAUUUUCAGAGAUAUUCUACAUGUUCUUUUGCUGAAAUUGAAAUUUGAUGAUGAGAGCAAAGAGGUAAUAUGUAACAUUUGCAGAAGAAAGUUAAAUACAGCAUUAAAAUUUAAGUCGACGUGUUUGAAUACCGAUAACACAGUUAUUCAAUAUGCAGACAGCGAAAAAAUGUUACAGCUCGAAUUAAGAGAAGUGUACAUGCAGGAAAAGAAAAGUGAGUUAGUUUGCAGUCGGAAAAUAUGUCGAUUGUGUAUGCAGCCCGUAGAGAGGGAGUUUAGGUGCAUAAGUGAAGAUGAACUCCAAGCUAUUGAGAAAUUGAUACCUGAAAUGUAUAUAAAUAUCAUCAAAGAUUCCGUUGUUUGUAAGCCAUGCUUCGAUUCUCUGUGUACUCACAACAGUUUCCUAAAAGAUUGUUCAGAGGUAGAAGAAAAAAUUAUAAGUAUUUUUGAUAGUUCAGCCACAGAAAGUCAGAUAGAUACGUCUCCACUCGAUUCAUUGGUUAAGACUGAAAACUUGGACAAAGAAUUCGAUAUUAAAGAGAUGGAAAUGUCAAUCAAAACUGAAAGUAUCGACAUAAAAUCGGAAGAUGUGGAAAGAAGCGACACGCCACUUCAGACCUACGAUAUUGUACCAUUCGAGGAGAGUGACUGUAAAAAUAAAGAAGAGCAUGGAUGUAAACAUGAGAAUGGAUCGGAAGUGAAAACCAGGCAGGAUUGCAAAGUAUUGUACAAAUGUGAUAAAUGUAUCUACGAAACUGAAAGUGAGAUCCGUUUUACGGGAUAUGAGAAGGAUUUGGAAGCACAUGAAUGCGAAUCGUGUGAGUACGAAACUGCAAAUAAAAAAUUACUUCAGAAGCACCUGUUGAAGCAUAAAGAUUCUUUGCAGAUUCAAAUGUACAGGUGUAACGAUUGCGAUUUCAAUACUAGAUACACCAGUCAUUUCAAACGCCAUCAACUAACACAUAAACAUCCUUUAAAGGUUCAGAUGUACAGGUGUAACGACUGCGAAUACAAAACUAAGUACAAGAAUGCUUUCCAACGGCAUCAACUGAAACAUAAAGAUCCUUCGCAGGUUCAAAUGUACAAGUGUAACGAGUGCGAUUACAAAACUAAAUACAACGGUCAUUUCAAACAGCAUCAACUGAAACAUAAAGACCCUUCACAGGUUCUAACGUACAUGUGUAUUGACUGUAAUUACAAAACUGUAUACAAGAGAUAUUUGACACAGCAUCAAUUGAAACAUAAAGAUCCUUCACAG
This is a messenger RNA of Anoplophora glabripennis (Asian longhorned beetle), 1422 nucleotides long. Its product is annotated as zinc finger Y-chromosomal protein-like. The annotation marks the transcript as partial. The record is from RefSeq and is a predicted model, not a curated record. Gene Ontology annotation, biological process: regulation of transcription by RNA polymerase II. Gene Ontology annotation, cellular component: nucleus. The transcript is spliced from 4 exons. Lineage: Eukaryota; Metazoa; Arthropoda; Insecta; Coleoptera; Cerambycidae. Gene Ontology annotation, molecular function: DNA-binding transcription factor activity, RNA polymerase II-specific; zinc ion binding; RNA polymerase II transcription regulatory region sequence-specific DNA binding.